CAUAAAUACACACACAGCCCAGACAACAACAUCCAUCCAUCACUUGCAAUGGCCUCUGCCGAUGACCACCACCCUCAAAAACUCGAGGGCUCCCUCCACGACAUGAUCUCCGGCCUCACCAACCACCUCGAUCAUCACCCUCGCGGGUUCAAACAAGGGAGCGGUGAUGAAGGCGGAACUCCUUGAUGGAGCGACGGAGAUGAAUAAGGCGAAGGUGGGGGAGGAUGAGGGUAAGGUGAGUGCGUAUACGAAUAGUAACUUUCAGGCGGUGAACAAUUCGAUCAUGAUGGAUGGGGAGUGCACGGCCGAGGAUCCAGGUGUUCAUAUAGAGAUUGUUGACUGCAUGGACAUCGAAGAAGAAGAUGAAGAUGGUGACGAGAAGGAUAGGAUGAAGAGCAAGGGGAAAAAAGAGGAGAUGAAGAAAAAGAAAGGGAAGAAAGAGAGUUUACAUGAGGAGAAGCAUUUGGAGGGGAAGGAGGGGUGAAGAGUGAGGAUUUUGGAGGGUCCUAGAAAUAAAAGAUUUUAAGGAGUGUGUUCAAAGUUUGUCUAG
Asparagus officinalis (garden asparagus) is the source of this 550-nucleotide messenger RNA. RefSeq lists its product as uncharacterized. Lineage: Eukaryota; Viridiplantae; Streptophyta; Magnoliopsida; Asparagales; Asparagaceae. Bases 167 to 484 code for a protein of 105 amino acids. The record is from RefSeq and is a predicted model, not a curated record. The transcript has a single exon.